This is a messenger RNA of Penicillium oxalicum, 1239 nucleotides long. Its product is annotated as DUF3431 domain-containing protein. NCBI's taxonomy places the organism in Eukaryota, Fungi, Ascomycota, Eurotiomycetes, Eurotiales, Aspergillaceae. Bases 1 to 1239 code for a protein of 412 amino acids. The record is from RefSeq and is a predicted model, not a curated record. The transcript has a single exon.
AUGAGGCAUCCCAGGCGGCAAGUCAUCCUUGUUGGCUUCGCCUUCGCUUGCAUCCUCGUCCUGACCGCCCGCCAGCUAUCUUGGUCACGGAACAGCUACCCACAGACUGCCCGUCUUGAUGCCAAUCAGGAUGCAAAUUCAAUAUUCUACAACGUUUCAACAGCCUUCAAUUUCACUCACUAUGGCAGCAGAAGCCCCUACGCGCCUCAGCCCAGCUUCAUCCCGGGGAUACCGAAACCCCCAGGCUCAACGUACAACAAAACGUUAGUGGUACCACGAACCACAAAGGAAGACACGAGCUGGAUAAACAAAGAACUGCCGGACUGGAACACGGCGGUCUACGUGGUCGACGACCCUGGAGCGCCUUUUCACCCGCCCAAAAACAAGGGCCACGAGGUGAUGGUCUACCUGUCAUACAUCAUCGAUUUUUAUGAUGAGCUUCCCGAUGUCGCGGUGUUUAUGCAUUCCCACCAAAAGGCCUGGCACAAUGAGGAUUUCUUUGAUGGCGAUGCGGCAGAAAUCUUGAGGCGACUAAGCCUCGAACGUGUCAUACGAGAAGGGUAUAUGAACACCCGAUGCGCCUUUGGCCCGGGCUGUCCUGCGUGGAUACACCCCGGCGCGGCGGUGGAAGACGAGUCAAAACAGGAGGAGGUGAUCAUUGCUCGAGCCUGGGGCGAACUCUUCCCCGACCUGCCAGUGCCACCGGUCCUUUCCCAGCCAUGUUGUGCUCAGUUCGCACUGUCGCGGGACCGCAUUCGCACGAUCCCCCGUGCUCGUUUCAUCUUCUACCGUGACUGGUUGCUGCAGACGGAUCUGAGUGAUUAUAUCACGGGUCGAAUUUGGGAAUAUCUCUGGCAAUUCGUGUUUACAGGCCAACCCGUUCUGUGUGUAGAGGAGAAUGUCUGCCUAUGUGACGGGUAUGGAUUCUGCUUUGGAGGACCGGAAAAAUACCGAGACUGGCGCAAUCUCGAUGCUGAGCGAGAAGACCUACAGCGGCAGUUGGAUGAUUGGAUUUUCAUGGCCGGCGACCUUGAAGUCGCCAAGGCCGAAGGGUUUCUGGACGAAUUAGAGAGUUUGGAUCUUCUUCCGCUGGCGGACGAAGCAGAACUUGAAGCAAAGCUCGCGGAGAAGACUAAUCUAGUCAUGGAUCUCCUCGACGCUGCCAUUGAGCGAGGCCAGAUUCCACGGAACCGAGCUCUUGAGGCUGGUCGCCCUUGGAAAGAGGGCGAUGGCUUUUGA